This is a messenger RNA of Penicillium daleae, 957 nucleotides long. RefSeq names its product rRNA 2'-O-methyltransferase fibrillarin family protein. Gene Ontology annotation, biological process: box C/D sno(s)RNA 3'-end processing; rRNA methylation. Gene Ontology annotation, cellular component: nucleolus; small-subunit processome; box C/D methylation guide snoRNP complex. Bases 1 to 957 code for a protein of 318 amino acids. The transcript has 3 exons. Lineage: Eukaryota; Fungi; Ascomycota; Eurotiomycetes; Eurotiales; Aspergillaceae. The record is from RefSeq and is a predicted model, not a curated record. Gene Ontology annotation, molecular function: RNA binding; histone H2AQ104 methyltransferase activity; rRNA methyltransferase activity.
AUGGCUUUCACUCCUCGUGGCCGUGGUGGUCCUCCCCGCGGUGGUCGUGGCGGCGCUCCUCGUGGAGGUGCUGGUGGUCGUGGUGGCUUCGGUGGUGGCUUCGGUGGUGGCCGUGGCCGUGGUGGAGGUGGUCGAGGUGGUCCUCCUGGCCGUGGAGGCCGUGGUGGUCCCCGUGGAGGACGCGGUGCUCCUCGCGGCGGCCGUGGUGGUGCUGCUGGUGCCCGUGGUGGUGCUAAGGUCAUCAUUGAGAACCACCGUCACGCUGGUGUCUUCGUUGCCCGUGGUGGUAAGGAGGAUCUGCUCGUCACCAAGAACCUGACCCCCGGUGAGGCUGUUUACGGCGAGAAGCGCGUCUCUGUCGAGUCCCCCGCUGGUGAUGAUGGUGUUGUCACCAAGACUGAGUACCGUGUGUGGAACCCCUUCCGUUCCAAGCUGGCUGCCGGUAUCCUGGGUGGUCUUGACAACAUCUACAUGAAGCCUGGUUCCAAGGUCCUCUACAUUGGUGCUGCCAGCGGUACCUCCGUCUCUCACGUUGCCGAUAUUGUUGGCCCCACUGGUAACGUCUACGCUGUUGAGUUCUCCCACCGUUCUGGCCGUGACCUGAUUGGCAUGGCUACUCACCGCACCAACGUUAUCCCCAUUGUUGAGGAUGCCCGUCACCCUCUCCGCUACCGCAUGCUCGUUCCCAUGGUUGAUGUCAUCUUCGCCGACGUUGCGCAGCCUGACCAGGCCCGUAUUGUCGGCCUGAACGCUCACAUGUUCCUGAAGGAGGGUGGGGGUGUCCUGAUCUCCAUUAAGGCCAGCUGUAUCGACUCCACAGCUGCUGCUGAGGUUGUGUUCACUCGUGAGGUCCAGAAGAUGCGUGAGGAGAAGAUCAAGCCCAAGGAGCAGCUGACUCUGGAGCCCUUCGAGCGUGAUCACUGCAUCGUUGGUGGUAUCUAUGCUCGUUCUACAUAA